GGCGCGGGCCUUCAGCCGACGUAGCAUGUAAACGACCCAUUAUUUUUGCGUAUUUAAAAUAAAUAAUAAUAAUGUUUAGGCGCUUGGAAACGAGUAUUGGCAAUGGAGUGUUGUGUUAUUUUAGAAGAAGCCACGUUUGGACGAAGGGGAAUGUUGUUGUAUCGCCGUUCCGUGAUGUUAGCAUACCGGAGGUUACAUUGCCGGAGUAUGUUUGGAAUAAAUUGAUCAAAUGGUCGGAUAAAAUAGCCGUGCAAUGCGGAGUUACAGAGAGGAAGUAUACAUACGCACAGCUCUAUAAGCAUUCGCAAAUAUUGGGAGCACAUUUGAGAAAAAACUUCGGUCUCAAAGAUGGCGACACUGUUGCUAUUAUGAUGCCAAACUUGCCAGAAUACCCGACCACUAUUUUUGGUAUUCUGUCUGCGGGUGGAGUUGUGACGACAUUGAAUCCUAUUUAUACACCGUAUGAGGUUCAAAGACAAAUCCAGUUAUCAGAAGCAAAAUUGAUAAUCACGGUACCAGAAAUAGUUCCAGUUGUCAAAGAAGCUCUUGAAAUGAACAAAAAAAGUAUACCGAUUAUUGUAAACGACGUAUUCAGUAAGCGACCAGAAGGAACAGUAUCUUAUAAAGAAAUAAUUGACAAUACAAACAUAGACACUAGUAUACUGAAAGAGGUUAAACGAAAGUUCGAUGACGUAGCUUUCUUACCAUAUUCAAGUGGUACCACGGGACUGCCUAAAGGAGUAGAACUGACUCAUUAUAACAUAGUAACUAAUUGCGAACAGCAAAAUAAUGAAUGCCAGUUACAUAAUGAUACAACAGAAUCAAACCAGGAUUCAACUCUAGCUAUAUUACCCAUGUUCCAUUCCUACGGUCUUGGUGUAGUCACCCUUCACAAACUGUCUGUUGGUACGAAACUGGUAACUCUGCCAAAAUUCAAGCCUGACACAUUCGUCGAAGCUCUAGCUAAGCAUAAGAUGGAGAUGUUCUUCUUAGCGCCGCCGUUGUUACUGUUCCUAGCGACGUACCCUCAAGUAAAAGCGAAGCACUUGGAACGCGUGCGAAGUGUCAUCAUCGGGGCUGCGCCUGUACCAAAAGUUGAUGUUGAGACGUUUUUAAGAAAAAUUGAUAGGGACUGUCAUGUUGCACAAGGCUACGGGCUCACUGAAACCAGUCCCUUGGCUACAAUCAGCCCAAUAGGAUUCAAGAACUACACUAGCGUGGGAUUCCCUCUGUCAAAUACACAGUUGAGGGUGGUGGACGAAAAUUUGAAAAACAUGGGCCCUAAUGAGGUUGGUGAACUACUUAUAAAAGGUCCUCAUGUUAUGAAGGGAUAUAAGGAUAAUCCGGAAGCAAAUAGCCAAGUGUUUGUUGAAGAUAAAUGGUUCCGUAGUGGAGAUCUAGCGAGGAUAGCUGAAGACGGCUCUGUUUCUAUUUCUGAUAGACUGAAAGAAUUGAUAAAGGUAAACGCUUAUCAAGUGCCACCAGCAGAGUUGGAGGGUGUUUUAAAGGAACAUCCAGAUAUCUUCGAUGCUGCUGUCGUGCCAGUACCCGAUCCUGCCACGGGAGAAAAGCCAAAAGCAUUCGUUGUAUUGUACGAGAAUAAAUACGUAACUGAAACAAACAUACUGGAGUUCGUAAGCAAACGAGUUGCGCCGUACAAGAGAAUUAAAGAAGUAGUUUUUCUUAAGGAAAUUCCAAAGAAUCCGUCCGGUAAAAUAUUAAGAAGAGUUCUCAUUGAGAAAUAUUGUUAAUUCACAUAUGUAAUACUAGCGGUCCGCCCGGCUUCGCCCGUGGUACAUAUAUAGCCUUACUUAAUAAAUGCGCUAUCUAACGCUGAAAUAAUUUUUUUUAAAUCGGACUAGUAGAUUCUGAGAUAAGUGCGUUCAAACAAACUCUUCACUUUAUAAUAUUUGUAUAGAUGUAUUGACUACUGCGUCGAGGACAAUUAAUAAAUUUAUGAUGUUAUUGAAGAAAUGUAAAGCGCAUUCGUAUCAAAUUUAUAAAAUUUGUUGAUGGGUAUUCAAUUAUCUUUAACUGGUUAAAAAAAAAACUUCGUUGAGAUAAUAAAAUAUUGUUACAAACGUAAAUAGAAAGUUUUAGAGAGUUGUUUAUGCUCUUGUUUAUCUGAGCUUCCAUUUUUGGAGACUUACGUUUUUACGUGAGGAUUUUAUAUGAUGACAAAAUAAAAUGUU
Zerene cesonia (dogface butterfly) is the source of this 2192-nucleotide messenger RNA. Its product is annotated as 4-coumarate--CoA ligase 2-like. NCBI's taxonomy places the organism in Eukaryota, Metazoa, Arthropoda, Insecta, Lepidoptera, Pieridae. Gene Ontology annotation, molecular function: long-chain fatty acid-CoA ligase activity. Gene Ontology annotation, biological process: fatty-acyl-CoA biosynthetic process; long-chain fatty acid metabolic process. The coding region runs from base 72 to 1751 and encodes 559 amino acids. The transcript is spliced from 8 exons. The record is from RefSeq and is a predicted model, not a curated record. Gene Ontology annotation, cellular component: mitochondrion.